Aspergillus melleus is the source of this 4038-nucleotide messenger RNA. RefSeq lists its product as uncharacterized. The record is from RefSeq and is a predicted model, not a curated record. Gene Ontology annotation, molecular function: ADP binding; catalytic activity; protein binding. Gene Ontology annotation, biological process: nucleoside metabolic process. NCBI's taxonomy places the organism in Eukaryota, Fungi, Ascomycota, Eurotiomycetes, Eurotiales, Aspergillaceae. Bases 1 to 4038 code for a protein of 1345 amino acids. The transcript is spliced from 2 exons.
AUGGCAGCCGCAAGAGCAAUGCUCGAUGAAGAGCAUGGCAAAUUACCCCAGCCAUUAUCCGACAACAAUAGUUAUGCACUGGGUGAAAUCCGAGGCCAUAAUGUGGUGAUCGCUUGCUUGCCUUCAGGCGUAUAUGGAACCACAUCCGCGUCUUUUGUGGCCUCGCAAAUGUUGUCAACAUUUCCUUCCGUCCGCUUUGGGCUAAUGGUCGGCGUCGGGGGUGGGGUACCUGGCAAUGGAUUUGAUAUUCGACUAGGGGAUGUGGUGGUCAGCAAACCCCAAGGUGGAUUCGGAGGAGUCGUACAGUAUGACCAUGGAAAGACCGUUGCAGAUGGGGGUUUUGAGCGUACGGGUAUGCUCAAUAAGCCGCCUGCCGUGCUGCUUACCGCAAUUUCCGCCCUGGAAACGGAGCAUCUAAUGGGUUCUGGACAAGUACAGGAGUUUUUGUCCCAAAUCAGGGCCAAGUUCCCUCACGUCUUCGAUUUUGUCCAUGGAGACCAACGGAAAGAUAUUCUGUUCGAUGCCGAUUAUGAUCACACGGGGGCAGAGACGUGCGAAAGUUGCGAUGAGGCCAGACAAGUCCACCGAAGUCUUCGGGCUACGUCCGCCCCGAGAAUCCAUUACGGCUUGAUUGCUUCUGGAAAUCAAGUAAUGAAGCAUGGUGGAUCUCGGGACCGGCUUGCCCGGGAACUGGGAAUUAUUUGUUUUGAAAUGGAGGCUGCAGGACUGAUGGAUCAGUUUCCUUGUCUGAUAAUUCGAGGCAUAUGUGACUACGCCGAUUCCCAUAAGACGAAAGAAUGGCAAGGCUAUGCUGCAUCAACCGCCGCGGCAUAUGCGAAAGAACUCUUAUCCGUUGUUUCUGUUCCUCUCACUGAAAAUACACGAAGGGCAUCCGAGGUUCUUCAUCUCGAGAAAUACCGUAUUCCAUUCAAUAUGAAAAACAUUCCUUUAUCGAUUAACUUUCUUGGACGUGAUACCGAGCUAGAUCGUCUGCGGCAAAUUUUGGACUACGAGAACGCCAACAUGCGCAAAAUAGCCGUGCUUCACGGGAUGGGAGGCAUUGGCAAGACACAAAUGGCAAUUCAAUUCUCGAGAAUACACAAGGGUGAUUAUACUUCGAUCUUCUGGCUGAAUGGAAAAGAUCGCGGGGCAUUGAUACGGUCUUUGGCGAUGAAUGCACCCAGAAUUCCAAAAGACCAACUGCGGUGUACGAUAGACACCCCAAAGAACGAAGUUGAGGAAGAAAGACUAGCCCAGGAAGUUCUCAAAUGGUUUUCCAUCGAGGGUAACUCCAAAUGGCUACUGAUAUUUGAUAAUGUCGAUAAAUACUCAUCAUCCGAAGUUCCCCGUGAUAGUGAUGCGUACGAUAUUGGUGAAUUCUUUCCUAUUGCUGAUCAAGGAUUCAUCGUCAUUACGACCCGUCUAAAUCAACUUACAGAGAUUGGCACUCCUCUCAGAAUUGAGAAGCUAGCCCCGGAGAUGGCCUUUGAACUUCUCCAGCGAUGCUCUGGUUACCGGGGAUUAGUUUUCGGUGGCAGUGUUUCUGGGCAGGGGCCAAGCUCGGACAUUAAACGGCUGUUAGCUAGAUUGGAUGGUCUUCCUCUUGCUAUAGUCAUUGCAGGGUCUUUCAUGCGCAGAACAGGCAUGCCACUUUCUAAGUAUUUGCGACAUUACGAGGACUCCUGGUACAGCCUUCAAACUGGCUCUGAGCCUCGACUUGGAUAUGAUCAUGGAAAUAUGAUCACGGCGUGGACAAUCUCAUAUUAUGAGAUCAAAAAGAGAAGUCACAAGGCAGCAUUUUUACUUCGUGUGUUCUCCUAUCUAAGCAAUCACGAUAUUUGGUUUGAACUGGUUCAGAGUGCCGCUAAGAGCCUUGAGAUUCCAACCUGGUUCCGGGAGAGUGUGUCGGAUGAGAUCUCAUUCUCUAGAAUUAUCCAGCAUCUCGUCGAAUUUUCAAUGAUACAGACUCAGGAAACCGGGAAAUGCUACUCAAUACACCCCGUCAUCCAAGACUGGUGUCAGAACAUUCCCAGUACCUCGGAGAGAGAAACCGCAGACCACGUGCACCAGCUCAAAAAGGUCUCACUUGUUUCCAUUGGAUUUUGUAUACCUCCGUCAACUGAACCGGAAUACUGGGUUCUGCAGCAGCGACUCCUCGCCCAUGCCGAUGCAGCACGGCAGAUAGUGAAACGUGACAAGGAAUUCCUCCUGGACCGGGAGGUCUUGUAUUCCAUGCUAAAGAUUGCGGAUCUGUACUCAGAUCAAGACAGGUUGGAAGAUGCAGAAAGCAUGUAUAACAUUGCGCUGGUGGGUUAUGAGAGCGUUCUAGGGUCACAUCAUCCGGAUACCCUACACACCGUCGACAAUUUAGCCUGUCUGUAUCGGCAACGGGCAAGGUUUACCGAGGCAGAGAUUGCAUACCAGCGAACAUUGGAAGGCUAUAGACAUACUGUUGGGGCUGAACAUAAGCUCACUCUCGGUACGGCGAAUAAUCUUGGACUUCUUUUCAAAGACCAGGGUAAACUAAUCGAAGCGGCGGCGAUUUUUGAAGAGACUCUUCUGGGAUUUGAAAGAUCUGUUGGUCCAAGAGAUUUGUUCACUCUUAUUCUUGUCACCAAUUUAGCCAUUACCUAUCAGUCCCAGGGGAAGUUAACAGACGCUGCAAGAUUACAUCAGAGAGCGCUCGAUGGUUUCGAGAAAUCACUUGGAUCAAAUCACCCGAAUACCCUUCAUGUGGUCAAUAAUCUGGGAAUAAAUCUACGACAUCGGGGAAAAUUUGCAGAUGCUGAAAAGAUGUAUCGACGAGCUUUUGAUGGAUAUACCAAUGUCCUAGGGCCAGACCAUACAGACACUCUAAUGGCGGCAAACAAUCUGGGAGUCCUCUUUAACUAUCAAGGAAAACUUCAGAUGGCGGAGGAAAUGAUUCAAUAUGUCCUUGCUGCUCGCAUGAGAAAGGUUGGUGCAGAACAUGCGGAUACUCUCACGUCCAUGAGUUCAUUAGGAAGCAUCUACCAGGAUGAAGACAAGCUCAACGAGGCUGACGAGGUACUCUUGGGGGCUCUUUCUGGUCGUGAGGUUGCGCUUGGUCCCAGUCACGAAGCCACCCUCAGCAUAGUAAACAAACUGGGAUUUGUUUACAAAUAUCAAGGAAGACUCACAGAGGCCAUUGAGAUGCACCAGAGAGCACUUGAUGGGUAUAAGGCUUAUAGCUUAGCGCAUGUGGGGUAUCUUGAAGCCUUGGGUGGGUUGGGAGAAAUAUACUGCUUACGAGGCGAUCUUGAUGAGGGCGAAGCCAUGUACCAGGCCGCCCUUAGCUCCCUUGGCUCUGAAAAAGCUUUUAGCAACGACUCUUCCUCGAUCAUGCUAGUGGAACUUCGCACACGCCAUCGUCUCGCCAAUUUACAUAGAGACAAAGGCCAUCUGGACAAAGCAGAAACUGGAUAUCGCCAGGUUAUCGCUGAGCUUGAGAUGGAAAUUGGGGCUCAGCAUAAAGAUACACCAGAGGCCGUGGAUGACCUUGGAGUUCUCUUUGUACGGAGCGGGCGAUUACAUGAAGCCCAAACGAUGUUUGAUCGGGCUUUCCAAGGAUUUGAGGAAAACCUUGGACCGCAGCAUACAUACACCCUCCGCACUGUUCUUCAUCUAGGCAAUAUCCACGCACGGCGAAGAAAGUUCACAGAGGCAGGUAUUCUCUACUCACAAGUAUUGGAGGGGUUGCAGGCAAAGCAUGGUACUAGUCACUACCUUUACCUGCAAGCUCUGUCUGAUUCAGCGAACAUCCUUAAGUUACAGGGGAGAAAGGAAGAAGCGGCUGCUACGUACUAUCAGCUGUUAAAUAGCCGAGAGCGGAUCUAUGGCUCUGAGCAUCCAGAGACACUGAAAGUUUUUACCAAUCUUCACGAGCUCCAGAGAGCCCCGCCGGGUUAUAUCAAUUGCAAUCAAGCGAUAUUACUAAGUGGUAGCCUCUUUCUGUUGAUUCUCUUCCUUUUUGGGAACCUUGAGCUGAGUUCGUUGGGUCAAUGGGGGUUUCUGGAGUGA